AGAUAGUGGAAGGACCACAGAGCAUGCAAAAGACAUGGAAUAUUUGAUAUCCAACAGUACUUGCCAAGAGAAGAUUUGUUAAUUGCAAGGGAAAUGAACUGAAAGAAUGACACUGAAUCCCAAGGAUCCUGUGGAAUUUGCUGGGUAAUUGCCACUGUUGAUGUAUUAUUUCUCUGCCAGAUUUAUACAGAAGUUUUUUUAAGAGAAAAAUUGCCAUGAAAUCUGCCCGUCAUAGACACACAUCAAGUCACACCAAGUUCACUCUCAGGAUGGAGAAGCAAUAUAUCAACAAGAUGUGCCAAACAGAAGAAAUGGUAGAAGAAAUUAUUCUAUGCAAGACAUAUUUGCUGAAUUUUUUCCAGUGACAUAUUUAAAAUUGGGUGAAGAAGAUGAUAUUGAAGCAAUAUGAUGAGAAUAGGUCAGAAUUCAAUCUAGAAAAAAAUCCACUUCUGCAGCUUCAGUCUCACUAAUAAUUUACCAAGUAAUACCAUGGCGUGUGUAUGGCUCUAUUACAGAUUGUUUUUUCCUUAGGGGCUAAUAGUAGCCAGACUAAGUGCAGAGGGAAAAUUGAACAAGAACUUGCUUAUUUCAAAUAUUUUACUAACCUUGGUUUUGGAUAAGUGCUGACUCUAGUGCUAAGGCAGCCAUGGCUGCUGUGGGCUGGGGGACACCUCACCCUCUGCACUGUUUACAGAACCUCUGCUAGUCUGGCUGAAACUCAGCAUUUUCAUGUUGCUUGUUUAUAUGAUGUUCUACUGCUGGUUUUAAGGGCUUUCUCUUCUGCAUGUACUGUUUUACAGUCAACUGUGCCACACUGAUGGAACUAAAGGCAUUGUUAAAUUUCACUGCAAGGAUGAUUUCCUCUGGUUGAAAGAAUUUGAAAAACUGCUGCCAUUCAAUAGGUGGAGAGAUGCAACUUAAUGCUCUGUGUUGAAAAUGCUACCCGGAUGCAACCCUAGUCAGUGAUUAAGAGGUAUGGAAACGUAGGAAAAAAUCCAUGAUUUGGAAAAAUUGUGAAAAUCAGCUGGAUUUGGUUGGAGUGAAGUUAGUUUUCUUCACAUUGGCUGAUAUGGGGCUGUGUUUUGGCUUUGUGCUGAACACAGUGAUGAUAGCACAGAGAUGUUUUAGUUACUGCUGAGCAGAGCUUACACAGAGCCAGGACCUUUUCUGCUCCUCACACUGCCACGCUGGCAGAGAACCCAGGGGUGCUUGGGACAGUGGGAGGAGGCACAGCCAGGAGAGGUGACCCCGACUGAUCAAAGGCAUGUUCCAGACCAUGGGACAGCACGUUCAGGACAUAACGUGGAGGAAAGAAGAGGGAAGGGGGCAUGUUUGGCAUGAUGACAUUUGUCUUCCCAAGUGACACUUAGAUGUGAUGGGAACUGCUCUCGUGGAGAUGGCUGAGCUCCUGCCUGCCCAUGGGAAGUGAUAAAUUAACUCCUCAUUCUGUUUUGCUUGAGUGUGUGGCUCCUGCUUUCCCUAUGAAACUGUCUUUAUCUCAGCCCUCGAGUUUUCCAGCUUUUACCCUUCCAAUUCUCUGCUCCAUUCUGCUGGUGGAGGAGUGAAUGGGUGGCUGCCUGGGGCUUGGCUGCUGGCUGGGGUUAAACCAUGGCAGGAAAAAAUUUUAGGGGUCCAUUUUUUAAGCCUGAUGUGGUCAGUAUUCUGAAGGUCCUUUUUUUUUUUUCCUUCCUUUGUUUCCCCCCCCCCCUUUUUUUUCCUUUUUUUUUUUUUUUUUUUUUUUUUUUGGUCAUUCUAGUACCAAGCUAUUUAUUAUAGCAAGUAAUCUGCAGACUAAACCUUCCCAGACCCUUGCAUUGCUAAUUCCAGUAAAUUGCUCCCUCAUUAUAAGCAAUAUAAAUGAUGUAUAAAACUUCCAAAUUACUCUUGUCCCCUUUAACACUCCCAUACUAUAAUCUGGCUGAUACUUUUGCAGAUACAAAUCAAAGUGUUGAAUGGACUGCUGAUAACAAAUAGCACACACGACUAUGUCUUUGCAGGAAGUUCAGUGAGAUAAAUCAAUAGAGAAAUAACAUACUUGUUAAAUGUUCCGUAAAUCUCCCCCAGACGCCUGAUUCACAGUGCUUUACUUAGGUCUAUUCAGAAUCUAUUUGGUUUUCAAAUUGCGCUGUUAUCUUGAUUUAUUUAAAAGCGGAACGGAAGAAGGAAAGCCUCAGUUCCUAUUCCCAUCGGUUGCUCUGUUUUUGCCACAAACUUGGUGGGGAAGCGCUUCUCGGGCGCCGCGCAGGACAGGGGGGCCCCCUGCGGGCGGGAUCCCUCUGCCUCCGGGGAAUGGGCUGCUGCUCUUGCCUUCGCCCAAGGGCUGGCUGCACCGAUAGCCGCCCUUUACAGCCUCCUUGUCCGUGCCGCUCGCUUUCAAAUGAGGCUCCCGAAGUCCCGAAAGCAGCAGAGGCGUUCAUGGGUCCCUGUCCGGAGUGCGGUCAUUCGGGGAGGGCGAAGCGCGGUCCGGCUCGGUGCGAGGUUUCUCAAGCGCGAAAGCACGGGGGGUUUCCGGGUCUCCCGGCGGCUCGGCGAAGGUGCGGCAUCCCAAAACUUGUCCCCACGCAGGACGGGGAAGGUUCUGUGGGAGCUGAUCCGCGGGGGACACAUCGGGAAGGGGAAUCGUAUGGCGACUGGGGGGAUCCCGUCGGGGGAGUGGGGAUCACAUCGGGAGGGAUCAUAUCGGGGGAGAGAGCAUGACACCGGGAGGGGGUCGAGGGAAGAGGGCAUCGCCUCUAGUCCCUCUGGCCGGGCGCUUGCCGCACUGAACCCGCGGGAACGCCGGGUUGAUUCACACGCACGGUUCCCGGGCAGGUGUGCGGGACGGGACGGGACGGGACGGGACGGGACGGGACGGGACGGGACGGGGGCGAUCCGCGGGGGCAGCGGGCGCGGGGGCCGCGCUCAGCACCCGGGAGAGCUCCGAGCCCAGCGCGCAUGCCCCGCCCCGCCGGCGCGGAUAAAAGCGCGGCGCGGAGCCGAGCGGCGCCAGCGCUGUCACCGCACGGCCGGCAACGCGCCGGAGCCGGACCCCGCCGCCGCCGGGCAGCCUCCGGGGGAAGAGCUCCCGCCGACCCAUCUCCCACCCUAGCAUGGGAUGGGCGAGCCCUGCGAGCACGGUGCCUGCUCGCCAGCCGCUGGCAUAAAGGAAGGAGCGGACAGGGAGUCCUGGGACACGGCGCUGGGUUUCCUGGAGAGCGCUCAGAUGGACAACGGGAGCAACGUGUCCUUCCUGCAGUUCUUGAAGACCGUCAACCUGGAGCGAGCCGACGGGAUGCAGGGGGACAGUUCUGAUGUGGUGCGGAUCGUCAUCUCGCUGGUGUACUCCGUGGUGUGUGCCCUGGGACUGGUGGGCAACCUGCUGGUGCUCUACCUGAUGAAAAGCAAGCAAGGCUGGAGGAAAUCCUCCAUCAACCUCUUUGUGACCAGCCUGGCAGUGACUGACUUCCAGUUUGUGCUGACCUUGCCAUUCUGGGCGGUGGAGAAUGCGCUGGACUUCAACUGGCUCUUUGGCAAGGCAAUGUGUAAGAUCGUCUCCUACGUGACAGCCAUGAAUAUGUACGCCAGUGUAUUCUUUCUCACUGCCAUGAGUGUGGCUCGAUACCGCUCUGUGGCUUCAGCCUUGAAGAAUCAGCGUCGGGGAGACCCACUGGGUGGCUGCUGCUCUGCCAAAUGGCUUUGUGCACUCAUCUGGCUGUCAGCUGUCCUGGCUUCCCUGCCCCAUGCCAUUUUUUCCACCACUGCCACUGUCUUUGAUGAUGUUCUUUGUCUUGUCAAGUUCCCAGAGGGCCGAGGCAACAAUGCCCAAUUCUGGCUGGGUCUGUACCACAUCCAGAAGGUGCUGCUGGGCUUCGUGGUGCCGCUGGCCAUCAUCAGCCUCUGCUACUUGCUCCUGGUGCGCUUCAUCAGUGACAAGCAUGUGGGCAGCACCUGCAGCGGCCCCAGCAUCAAGCGCCGCUCCAAAGUGACUAGGUCAGUGUCCAUCGUGGUACUGUCUUUCUUCUUGUGCUGGCUGCCUAACCAAGCACUUACAACGUGGGGGAUACUCAUCAAACUCAACGUGGUGCACUUCAGUAACGAGUACUUUCUCUCCCAAGUGUACCUCUUCCCCAUCAGCGUGUGCCUGGCACACUCCAACAGCUGCCUCAAUCCCAUCCUCUACUGCCUCAUGCGCAGGGAGUUCCGCAAGGCACUGAAGAGCCUCCUCUGGAGGAUCACCUCACCUUCCCUCACCACCAUGCGCCCUUUCACUGACACCACCAAGCCUGAGAAGGAGGAGCAGGCCCUGCAUGCCGUGAUGCCUGUCCACCCUGUCCCUGCUGCUCCCCGUGCUGCAGCCGUCCAGGCAGAGGUGGCCUAUUACCCCCCUGGGGUGGUGAUGUACAGCAGCCGCUAUGACCUGCUGCCUGCCGGCUCCAUGGAGCAGCACUGCUGAGGGGCAGGCGGCUCUGGGGGGGUGGGACAGUGCCAGAUGUGGCCUGGGGAUAUUGGAUACCUGGUCAGGACAAGGGGAGGAGGGAUGAGUAAAGGAGAACUUCUGUGUGAGAGAUGCUCUUUUGCGGUUUUGUCUGCCCUCAGAGACACUUAAUGGACACUGUUGUCUUCAAGAUGCACCCUGAGCUGGAGAACAGACAGGGGGGAGGUGGGGUGUUUCUUUGAGAUGCCUUUUAGUGCUUGUACUUAUUCUGGGAAACAGGAAAUAAUGAGGGUGAUGAGACUCCAGCCAGGGAGGAUGCAGGAUAUACAAAGCACCACAGGGAGGUGAGGGGCUGGUUGGGGUGGACUGAGGCUGGAAGGCCUCAACCACAUCCCCUCAAGCUGGAGUUGCAAGCAGCCCUCCCACCCUGUGUGUUUGUCUGUGGCAGAGAGAGGGAGCUGAGCUGCUUUCUCCCUGCUGCAGGACCCUGCAAAUGGAGCAGGCCUGACUGGUCACUGCUCCCUGGGCUCCGCUGAGGGCACGGGGAUCAGACAGCCUCUCUUCUAUUUCAAACCUGCCCUGAGGGGAACAGCCAGGACAAGUGGGUACAAAGUUCCUGCUUCUUCAGGUUUGGAGCUUUUCCCCUCUUUUAGGGACUUAGGAAAGAGCAGGGACAAGGAACACUGUGCUCCUCUCCAGAUCAGUGCAGGAUCUGCUUUUCUAGUACCCCCAUCCCCUCAGCUGCUGUCAGGGUAUAGAGCAACCCAGACAGCCAGAGAGAAAUCUGAGGAUGGAAUUUGCAGCUUCAUGGGAUGUUCCUUUGCCUGGGUUUGGAGGGAGGGUGUGAGCGCCCUAAUACUGUUCUCCAGCCUCUCUCCAGGCCACUCAGGGGAAAGGAAACCUCACAGCCCCAGACCAUGUGUAGCAAGACAGCAUCUCUCCCAGGACACUGAGGUUGCAGGCUUGAUUGUGACUGCACUUCAGACUGUUCAUAUUUCACUUCAGGAAAUCAGCACAACUGUAAAUAAAAUGGAUAAAUAAAUAAAUAAUAAUAAAAAACAUGGGGAAAAAAGAAACAAUCCUAGCCACUUCAUAUCACUUGCUCUGAGAUACUUCUGGGUUCACUCAAGACCAAGCACAAAGGCUUUAGUUCUGCUGAGAGCUUGCACUGACUCUUGCCAGUGUUUCAGUGAAGUUCAGUUCCUCUAGUCUGAGCAGCCCUAGGGCCUACAGUGCUUAUGUAGCCUAGAGAAUGUCAGGGAUUGGCCUUUACCAGCCUCUGUGCCAUGGAAAUGCCUGGGAAAUAAUUUGAGGCUUAACUGAAUUGAACUUUUAGGGGGAUGAAAAAAGUGUAUUUUUAAGCUGUGAAAGUUUUUAUGAUAAGGCUAUAUAUCUACUUCUUAAAGUAUUUUUUUUUUAAUUCUGAGGAAAAUAUUUGAAAUUAAAAGAUCAAAGUAUUUGUUUUGAAUGAUAGAAAAAUGCAACAUUUCUGGUUUUGUUUUCAGAACACAAGUUUAUUAAUCCCUAGCACUGCAUGUAAGAUGAUUAUUUAAAUAUAAUUUUUGAAACUGUUUUCUAUUUCCAAUCCCUUUCCUUGCAGUCUAACUUCAACACCUACCUGAUUCUGCUAAAAAGGCAUUUAUGCUGAAGGUUGUUUGUCACCUCUAAUACUAACAUGGAGUAAAUCUGCUAUUUCUAUCCAGAGAAAACUGCAAUGCCAUAGUGACAAUUAGAUUUUUCAGACUCUGUUAGGUGUAUUGUAUGUGUUGGUAAUUCCUGUUGUAAAAUUCGUGUUUGGUCUGAAAGCAGCUGGUUCUGCUACUUGCAAGGAGAAGUAGUUAUCUUUUUUUUUUUUCAAGGCAGAAAAGGCUUCUUCAGCCUGGGGUAUUUGCUAACAGGGAAGAUAUUGAUUUACAAGUUGCCUGAAGAAGAACAGCAGAAGUGAUGAGGCAGCUGAUGAGCAUACAUACACAGAUGCAAAGACUCCGAAGAAAUCACACAUAUUUACAGAAGAACUUGAGCAUCUAAAUACUGUACAACUGCCUCUCUAAUCUCCUAAAUCCUGACUUGGUUGACCGGUGAAGUCUGUAGGUAUUUAAGUUUUUUCUAGUAAAAUUUUUGUGCCUAGAAGUCUGUUCCUGAGCAUGCCUAAAUCUGCUUAAUUCUGUAGCACUUAUUUCUGUGCUUUAUGGGGAUAUCUCUGUUGGGACUGGCCACAGUGUGUAUCCUGUGAGGGAGACAACUCUGCAUCCCAACACAGAAGACCCUGUGCCAGGCCACACUAAGAGAGAAGUGGCUGUGAACUCAACUCAUUCCCCCCUCCCUUUGAAUCUGUGCCUGGUUGUGCUGCUUCUGUCCCAGCUUCAAUGUAUGUGCAAAUUACGCUCCGUCCCCUUCCCUUGAGAAAUGCUAAGUUAGUGGGCACAGCUAUCCUCCACAGCCUGAGAGAUUCAGCCUCUCCUUUCCCACAUCCCAGGGGAAUGGUUGAAUCUCUGGGCUGCUUUGUGAAUGUGCUUAUAUUCUCUGGCUUGAAACAGUUCGCUGUUGCCUGAGUUGCUCGCUGUUGCUGGAUCACAAGGGCAGCGAAAGCUUGGCAGCACAGUGGUUAGGCUGCAAUCUCCAAAGAGGAAAUGUGGAGAGAUUUUUUUCACUGCAGAUACAGACUAGAAAUUGGAUUGAGAUCUGGGUUCUAGGUCUCCCCUUCCCAAGAACAGUAGUUAACUUCCUCCCAGGUCCUGGUUCAACUUAAGUUCCAGUAUACUAUCCAGGAACCUGAAGUCUUUCUGGACCAGCAGGUAAAGCAGCGUAAUGUGCUAAAGCAUUUGCAAAAAACUGCAUUUCUGCUCUGGGAGAAAGCCCUAAUAUCUGUGUUGCAGGUGAAGAAAGUUCACAGUUCUAUGAGAAAAGUGUACCAUGAGCUCUCAAGUCCAGAGUUCAGAGAGGAAAAUUGUGUUUCUGUAGGCCAGGAGAAAGUAUCUAAAUUAAGAAUAUGGGAGGAAUCUCACAGCCAGAUGCUCUUCUUACUGUUUGCUUUUGAACAGUGUAAUUUCUUGCUUAACUUCCUGGAAAUUUUUUUCCUAUCUGAUGUUUAACUGUUCUUGUGCAUUAAAUAAACAGCUGUCCAAGUGUCUAAA
Prinia subflava (tawny-flanked prinia) is the source of this 7548-nucleotide messenger RNA. It is a transcript of the gene RXFP3, whose product is annotated as relaxin family peptide receptor 3. The record is from RefSeq and is a predicted model, not a curated record. Gene Ontology annotation, molecular function: C-C chemokine receptor activity; C-C chemokine binding. Gene Ontology annotation, biological process: G protein-coupled receptor signaling pathway; immune response; calcium-mediated signaling. The transcript is spliced from 4 exons. Bases 3095 to 4432 code for a protein of 445 amino acids. Gene Ontology annotation, cellular component: external side of plasma membrane; membrane. NCBI's taxonomy places the organism in Eukaryota, Metazoa, Chordata, Aves, Passeriformes, Cisticolidae.